Molecule: messenger RNA, 1488 nt
Organism: Toxotes jaculatrix (banded archerfish)
Lineage: Eukaryota; Metazoa; Chordata; Actinopteri; Toxotidae
Product: D(1)-like dopamine receptor
Exons: 1
Coding region: 1-1488 (495 amino acids)
Biological process (GO): adenylate cyclase-activating adrenergic receptor signaling pathway
Cellular component (GO): membrane
Molecular function (GO): G protein-coupled receptor activity
Source: RefSeq, a predicted model, not a curated record
AUGGGAAACUACACGACGUGGAGUAAUUUCACCCAAGUUCUGUCGGAGCUCGACGGGACGGGCGGCGCGGAAGAGGAGGACGAGGAGGAGGACGCCGGGAUCGGCGGAGGGAGCGGCGGACUGCGCGUCCUCGUCGGCUGCGUCCUCUUCCUGCUCAUCGUGUCCACGCUGCUCGGGAACACGCUGGUGUGCGCCGCCGUGGUCAAGUUCCGGCACCUGCGCUCCAAAGUCACCAACUUCUUCGUCAUCUCGCUGGCCGUGUCUGACCUGUUCGUGGCCGUGCUCGUGAUGCCCUGGGAAGCCAUCACGGAGGUGACGGGCACGUGGCUUUUUGGACGGUUCUGUGGCGUCUGGAUCGCCUUUGACAUCAUGUGCUCCACAGCCUCCAUCCUCAACCUGUGCAUCAUCAGUGUGGACCGCUACUGGGCCAUCGCCAGCCCCUUCAAGUAUGAGCGGAAAAUGACUCACCAGGUGGCGUUCGUCAUGAUCGGGGUGGCGUGGACGCUGUCGAUCCUCAUCUCCUUCAUCCCAGUGCAGCUCAACUGGCACCGGGCCGGGGAGGAGGAGGAGGACGCAAUUGAAGAGGCGGUGGCAACAAUGGCGGCCAGCGGCAGGAACUUCACAAACAGCAGCAACCACAGCGCCACUGUCGCCAAGAGCUGCGUCGCCAACUUAAACAAAACCUACGCUAUAUCCUCAUCCCUCAUUAGCUUCUACAUCCCGGUGGUGAUCAUGAUUGCCACUUACACCCGGAUCUACCGCAUUGCUCAGACCCAGAUCCGCCGGAUCACAUCGCUGGAGCGGGCAGCGGAGCAGGCGCAGAACCAAGGACACGGCAUGAACCGCAACCAGCAGCAGCAGCACAGGCCCAAUGAUGAAGCCUCACUGAAGUCGUCAUUCAAGAAGGAAACCAAAGUCCUGAAGACGCUCUCUAUCAUCAUGGGGGUGUUCGUCUUUUGCUGGCUGCCGUUCUUUGUCCUCAACUGCACUGUCCCCUUCUGCGACCCGCCCUGUGUCAGCGACACCACCUUCACCGUCUUCGUCUGGUUUGGCUGGGCCAACUCGUCCCUCAACCCCGUCAUUUACGCAUUCAACGCGGACUUCCGCCGGGCCUUCGCCACCAUUCUGGGUUGCAACAGGAUGUGCUCCAACAAUGCGGUGGAAGCUGUGAACUUCAGCAACGAGCUUGUUUCUUACCACCAUGACACGACGCUCCACAAGGAGGCGCUGGUCCCUGCGCAGCCGCAGCAACAUCCGCGCUCCAUCAACGUCGUGUCGGACCACCUGGAGGACAUGAGCGCGCAGUUUGACGAGGAGUCACUCAUCUCUAACGGUUCUCGGAACCACAACAGACUCCUGCUGCUUCCCGCCACCGUCCAGUUCGAGGAUGACCCGGAGAUCUCUUUGGAAACGAUCACGCCGUUCACCUCAGUGGAGGGGCUGGAGAGCGAUGCACUAAUACCUGGGCAAGUGCACCAGGAUGGAUAG